AUGACUUAUUCCCCUGCCCCAAAGAGCCACACAGUGUCCAGAGACAGUGAUCUACAUGUAGAUUCCCCGGCACCAUUGGUUUCUGUUAAAGAAACUGGAUUUCUCAAGACAUCAGGACUCCCUUCUACCUCUGAGCCUAAAGAAUCACAGACCUUGUCCUUACAGCCUAAGUCCUCCCAGGCUUUGGUAGCCAAGGGCAGUCCCACCAAGUAUUCCAAGCCGCAAAGACCAAGGUUGUCUAAGGCCGAGAAGUCCCAGUCAGUGGUGCCCAAACCUGUAGUGGUCCAGUCAGUAGUGUCCGAGCCAGUGGUGCCCUUGCCUUUAGUGUCCGAGCCAGUGGUGUCCUUGCCUUUAGUGUCCGAGCCAGUGGUGCCCUUGCCUUUAGUGGCCGAGCCAGUGGUGUCCUUGCCUUUAGUGGCCGAGCCAGUGGUGUCCAUGCCUGUGGUUACUGAGCCUGUAAUAUCUGUGUCUUCAACUCCACCAGAGACCAAGAAGACGACAUUUACCCCAUUUUUUAAACCAGCUGUACAAGACUAUCCUAUCAUUGACAGCUGGAAGGGAAGUCUACCACCAGAGGAUAUUCCUUGGAUAUCCAAGGCUUUGUUCUCGUUCAAUGCCAAGGGUAAAGCUGAGCUGGAUGAUAGGAAGAUAGACCGUCUAUGGUACGAGCCACCUCAACCCCCACUUGUGCCAAAUCAAAAGCCUAAGCCAGAGAGGUACUUUGGUCACCGCCUCCUGAUGUGGAUGCCUCUGCGGAUGUUUAAGAGGCUGUCCAUCGAAAAACCAGGAAACAGCCCAACUCAACUACAGAAGCAGAUAACUGAGCUGCACAACACAGUCUGGGCCUCAAAGAUGGAUUCUACCAAGAAAGUAAGAAUCCAUGCUUUUUUCAACUUGCAAGUGACUAAGAAACUGGCUGGUCAGGCAGCACGAACCACAUCAUGGGCAGCAAACAUCAGUAACGAGUUUGGUCAGGUCCUCCAAAGUGUGCUGACUUCUGGGGAGGGAGUUGGUUUGGAGCCAAUGGUUGCUGGCAUUGUAAGGAGGUAUCGGGAAGCAGAAGUACCACCUCCGGUCCUACUUUAUGUUGACAGUCACUGCUGCGGAGCCUCCAAGCUGAUGGACAUCUUCAGGGAUGCCUGGCCAGACCUCGCCCUUCGUCUUGAUGUGUGGCAUUUCAUGCGCCGUUUGGCUGUGGGGGUAACAACUGACACUCAUCGCCUGUAUGGAACUUUCAUGGGCCAGUUGUCCCAUGCCAUCUUCAAGUGGGAUAAGGAUGACCUUUCCUUACUGAAGGCAGCCAAGCGCGAGGAGAUGAUUGCUAACAAUAUCAGCGAUCCAACUGAAACAGACAUCAUAAACAGACUGACAAGAAACGAGAUGGCCUCUCACUGUCGUCGAACCACAAGAGGAACAGAGGAGACCAUUGCCAUGAUCCAGAUGCUCCUAGAGAUGUUUGAUAGUGAACAAGGCCGAGAUACCAUGGGCGUACCACUGUUCCACCACGAGCGUAUCUGGGAGAUCUGGAGAGUGCAGAAAAAUCAUGUCGUCUGUCUCCAAGACCCCGACGGAGUUCAGCUGUACAUGCAAACAGGGACCUUAAAGAAGGGCAACAUUACCCUCCCUGUAUUUCGCUGUGCCAGGGGUUCAACAUCAUUGGAGUCUUUCCAUUUGCACCUACAGCACUUCAUUCCAGGUACCAGUGCUAGUGCCAACAAUUUCCAGGUGUAUCUUCUGGAAGGCCUCCAACGCUGGAAUGAAGAUAGGACGGCGGCUGCAAUUGGUGCAGAUCCGGACCCUGUCUGCUACUCUGCCUCCCUUAAACACACCCUCAACAAUCUGGGACAAGCCAUGUUAGGAAGAAAGUUCUUUCCUAACUAUGUAGACCCCAGAAAGUACACUGGAGAGCUUAUUGGUAUCGACUACCUAUUCAGCCAGACAGGUAGAUCCCUGGAGGAAGUGGUAGUGGACAGGGGUGCCGAUGAUGAAACAGCAGCAGAUGAGACGUCAGACACAUUAGACGAGGGUUUUGAUGAGGAAGAGGAAUUUGAGGAUCUUACUGUCAGUAUGGUAGAUUCAUUUCUACCUACUCAACAAAGUAGAUCUUCAGAUACCCCUUCUUCACAAACCAGUCCGCCUGUAAUAAAGACCUCCUCUGAUGCUGGAUCAUCUCAACUAGAUGAGGCUGUUGGACCAGACAAUGUUGGUGGCUACCAGCAUGUGGUGGCACUGGUGGAGUAUCUCUACAGACUCAGAGAGAAGCAGCCACCAGUUGUCACCAAUGCUGAGGCUGAGACCAUAAUUAGCCUGUGGAACAACUUGACACCUUUCGACCAGGCCCCCUCUAAAUUUAGGGACAACUUUAAGAAGCAGCUUAUUAAAGGCAGGUUUAAAGCCCCGAAAUCUACAAGAAUAGAUGUUGUGCCGGGGGUACAAAGUGUCAAGAGAUGUGCACUGGCUCCCCAUCUAGGACCUGCAGCCUGGCCAGACACCAACAGAUACCAGGAGGCCUUCAUAUCCCGACUCUGUUUGGCCUUUCCAUCAUCAACCUCCAAGGAUGGUAAGCGGCAACCUCGCUGGAAGGCUGUAAUCGAUGCCUACAACAGAGUUCGGGAUAUGAUAUUCAGCAAUGGAAAAAUCAUGGCAGAAACCAACAUACAGCUGCCAGUUCAGUGCAAGAGGCUAGAAAAGGAAACUCUGGAGCAGGGCCUCAAAAUUCAAGGAGCACCAUCUGUUGCAGCCCAGAGUUUACCUUCCCCGCUGCAGAAACCAGACGCCCUUUCAGCUGGUACCACUGAGCCUCAUGGCUUCACGUUGAUGGAGAGCACUGUGGGAAAGAGUAAGAAAGGAAGACGCCGCAUCUUUCCGGUACAGGCUAACAUCUUACCUGUCACAGAACCAGUGCCGUAUUUGCCACCAUUACCAGCGUCUAUGAUUACCGGAAAUACACCUCCCUCCUUUUCGCCUGAACUUCCUUAUUCCACCAUACACUACCACAAAAAGAAGUUUCAGGCAGCUCAAGCUGGGGAAUUCAAGCGCCAAUACACCAGGCGGGCCACAGUUACAUCAUGUGGGAAAUGUGGGGAGGAUAAGAGUGAAGGAGGACACCAGCAGUACUAUGGUAACAUCUACUGCCCAAACAAAGCUGGUGUGCCAUGCGAGGAAUGGAGGGAAGCUUUAAAAACUAGGGGGUAUGGAAAAAGAAAAGGAAAAACUGAUCAGCAAGAGCCAUCUCAGAAAAAAACAAAAGACCAUUAA
Molecule: messenger RNA, 3258 nt
Organism: Saccostrea cuccullata (small rock oyster)
Lineage: Eukaryota; Metazoa; Mollusca; Bivalvia; Ostreida; Ostreidae
Exons: 12
Coding region: 1-3258 (1085 amino acids)
Source: RefSeq, a predicted model, not a curated record